Messenger RNA from Purpureocillium takamizusanense, 2250 nucleotides. RefSeq lists its product as uncharacterized. The transcript has a single exon. Gene Ontology annotation, molecular function: chloride channel activity. The record is from RefSeq and is a predicted model, not a curated record. Bases 560 to 1999 code for a protein of 479 amino acids. NCBI's taxonomy places the organism in Eukaryota, Fungi, Ascomycota, Sordariomycetes, Hypocreales, Ophiocordycipitaceae.
GGCCCCCCUUCGGUAGUUUCGUAAGGCCCAAUGGCCAGCGCGAAAGCAGCAUCCAGCUGUCCGUUCCCCUGCAGCAAUGGCGGACCGCCACAUUUUCUUAUUCUUACGUACUGUACGAAGUACUGGUUGUAGUGCCCCGGACUGGAGGGCGGAGGGGGAAAGGGUCCUGAAGAAGAUGCCGUUGGUCUGUGAGACUCCGGGGGCGCUGCCGAAGUAACUUUUUUCUCUUCUUCCCCAUCUCGCUGUGCUACUUUCUCAGCUUCUAUUUUUUUCCUCUCUUGGAUUGGUGAGAAACUUCGUCUUGCAUUGUUUUGUUGUUUGUGGUCAAUUUGGACCCCAGCUUCCGGUUUACACUCGCUCAGGUCAACUUUAAGUUGUCGCUUGCCAACGUUGGCAUUUGAUAUCACCCUUUAAACACGACCAGACCUUCUUCCUCGACUAGCAACACACGCAGUCUUUUCGUUCCACUUGACCUCGACUCUCGUUCCUUCAACAACAUCCCCUUUCGUUUCACGCGGCUUCGUCCACCGACGCACGCACACCAUAACUACCACCCAACAUGGCGGAAGGCGGCGAGAUGCCCGACCUGCAGCACCACCACCGCGCCGAGAAGCCCAAGGCGCUCGACAUCCCGCCGCCGCUCGAGCAUGUCGCGACGCUCUCCUCGCCGGUCGUGGACGGCCCGCCUCCGACCCUCCUCAACAACCGCCGACGCGGCUCGCUCGACCUCGACGACUACUUCACGGGCCCGCGCGACAUCCAGAAGCACUCCAAGUGGCCCAUCUUCCUGCAGAUGCACGGCAGCAUCCUGCCCAAGCUCAUCCUGCCGCUCAUCUUCGUCAGCGGCUGGUCCACGGCCGUCACCUGCAUCCACGAGCUGGCGCACGACGUUGGCAUCAACUCGGUCCUCCUCACCGUGCUCGGUUUCGUCGUCGGUCUCGGCCUCUCGUUCCGAAACUCGACUGCCUACGAGCGCUAUGCCGAGGGCCGCAAGUACUGGGCUUCCGUCGUCCAGUCCUCGCAGAUCCUCGGCCGCAUCUUUUGGAUUCACGCCGUCGAGCGCGACGACCAGGACAAGCGCGAGCAGAUUCUCCGCAAGCUCAGCUCCAUGAACCUCAUCGUGGCCUUUGCCAUCUCUCUCAAGCACAGCCUUCGCUUCGAGCCGUAUACCGCCUACCCGGACCUCCAGCACCUCAUCGCCCACCUCGACACGUUUGCCCGCACCGCCACGGAGACGGCUGGCCCUGCUGCCGCUGGCGCGGACGGGCGCAAGAAGAAGUUCUUCCGCGAGAUCGGCGAGUACCUUGGCGUCUCCUUUGCCGCCAGCAACCCGCGCAAGACGCUCAAGCGCGCCACGCAACCCCUGGGCAACCUGCCGCUCGAAGUCCUCAAUCACAUCGCCGUCACCAUCGACAUGCUCGUCCGCAACGACCAGCUGCGCGUCCCUAUGCAGCAGACGCUCGCUUACAACAACCUCUCCGCUCUCAACGAUGCCCUCAUCGGCACGGAGCGCGUUCUCUCCACCCCCCUCCCGAUUGCAUACACCAUUGCCAUCUCGCAAAUCACCUGGCUCUACGUCGCCGUCCUCCCGUUCCAGCUCGUCAAGCUUCUUGAUUGGAUCGCCAUCCCGGCCACCAUCGGCGCCAGCUUCAUCAUCCUGGGCCUCCUGUUCAUCGGCCGCGAGAUCGAGAACCCCUUUGGCCAGGACGUCAACGACCUGCCCCUGGACAGCUACUGCGAGCAGAUCGCCGCCGACAUGGACAUCAUCGCCUCGUACGACAAGCAGGAACCCGAGGCCUUCCUUUUCCGCCCUACCAACCUGCCGCUCUACCCCAUCAGCACCGCUCCCGUGAGCGUCUGGAUGCAUCGCUCUGAGGAGCGCCUGCGCGAAACCAUCAAGACCAAGCCGGCCAAGGCGUUUGAGUGGAGGAAAUGGGGUCUCAAGGGGACUGCCGCCAAUAGUGGUGCAACGAGCUUGCACGGCGAUCAUAACGUGUGAUCUGUUUUUUUUGGCGCAUUUGCGCGAGCACGCAGCAUCUUUCUUCUCGUGUCAGUCAAAGCAUCAUUGGUUAACAAAAGGGGCGAGUUGGCGGCGUUUUUGUCUCUAGAUCAGAUUGUUGAGCGACGGAUUUUCGGUUGACAAAAAUGCCCAUGUAUUGGCAUGUAUAAUUAGUUCAAUACAAACAACUGGCUAAUGCCAUGUCUAGUCAUACUCAAAAGUUGGCGGAAUGGCUGCCUUUUGCUUCCCCC